GGAAAAAUGCUGAUUAGAUGUCCGUGAAAACGUUAAAAUACCUUGAAUGUUCAGUUCUAGCGGCACAGCCAUCAUGCGUGCGAUGGAGUCAAAGCGCUUUAGCUUGGCAAUUUUAGCAUGCGUAAUCAUCGUGGUUAUUCUCUACAAACAUUUAACUAAUGAGCCAAAUAGUGAGAUGGACAGUCAAACGAAAAGCACAAAAAUGACCCUUAAUGAGUUGAGUGGACGAGAGGAGUUUGACGAGUUGCUCCUAGCGUACGCCCGAGAUGUCAUGAUUGAACCUUCAAGUCGAGAUGUACCUUACUUCUUGGAUGGCACGAAUAAUAAGGACCACAGUGGCUUAAAUUACACCCAGAUAUUUACCACUUUACUAAAAAAUAAAACAAACGGAUUUUUUGUAGACUGCGGAUCAUUUGAUGGCGAACAUGGAUCUGUUUCUAUGAGCUUUGAGGCUGAUCAUAAUUGGAGUGGACUACUUGUAGACGCAUCACCCAUGUCAUUGCAAAAAAUCUUGCUCAAAAGUAGAAAAGCGUGGUUCGCUCCAACGUGCAUGAGUCCAGAAAGAAAAUCCAUGAUGGUAUCGUUUGAGGAACAGGGAAUGCAAAGUCACAUUACGAAGGAUGAAAAAAAAGCUACAGGUCCGGUGGUGAGAUCUCUGUGCUUACCCUUCCACACCUUGAUGAAGGCGUUGGGGGUGUCGAAAGUGGACCUUUUUAACUUGGACGUGGAGGGAAAUGAGCUGCCCAUUUUAAAAACUAUUGACUUUAAUCUUGUGCAGAUUGACGCAAUGACUAUUGAGCACUACAAUAAUAAUGAGAAUGAUAGAAAUGAAAUCAAACGAAUAAUGCAGGAAAACGGAUUCAAAUUUCUCGGUCAAAACGGCUUUGACUUUAUGUUUAUCCACAGCCGGGUCUAACAGCCCAUCCGUAACUUUCACUUUAACUUAAGAAAUAAAAACUUAUGGCUAUGGCAUAAUGCAAAAU
Cloeon dipterum is the source of this 983-nucleotide messenger RNA. RefSeq names its product protein Star-like. Bases 47 to 916 code for a protein of 289 amino acids. The transcript is spliced from 5 exons. The record is from RefSeq and is a predicted model, not a curated record. NCBI's taxonomy places the organism in Eukaryota, Metazoa, Arthropoda, Insecta, Ephemeroptera, Baetidae.